CGGAAAAGUGCAUGGACCAUCGGGAGGAGGCGGAGUAGGUCCGGAGCGCCAUGGCGACCAACAUAGAACAGAUCUUCCGUUCUUUCGUCGUGAAUAAAUUCAAGGAGAUUCAGGAGGAAAACCGUAACAGGGAAUGAAAAUCACCGGUGAUAAGAGCGAUCUGUCCAUAUCACAGGCAGGUACAGGGCCAGCAGCUCUACAGUGUGAGGACCCCAUCAAACAGCUCCUCAUAACCCAGCUUCCAGGACCUCUUGAAAACAUGGACAGCUCUCCUAAUGGUGAACUCGCCGCCCCAGGGACAGAAGAUGCUUCAGAAGUUGCUACCCAGAACGAAGGGAGCAGUCAGACGGUCGCUGCCCAGAACGAAGGGAGCAGUCAGACGGUCGCUGCCCAGAACGAAGGGAGCAGUCAGACGGUCGCUGCCCAGAACGAAGGGAGCAGUCAGACGGUCGCUGCCCAGAACGAAGGGAGCAGUCAGACGGUCGCUACCCAGAACGAAGAGAGACGUCAGACGGUCACUGAAGACACAGAAUCAAAGCUCAUGGAAGUUGAGGAGACAGAGAAUCCAGAAAAGGAAAGUGAAUCGAAAGACUUGAAAACUACAGACCUAAGCUCAGAUGAUGAUGGAAAAAAGGAUUCAUCAAAGAAGAAGUCAAAAAAGCACAAAAAACACAAAAGCAAAAAGAAAAAAAAGAAAAAGAAAAAAGAGAAAAACGAGAAGAGGUCAAAGUCGGCUUCAAGUGUUGAGGACCAAGAGAAUGUCCUUUCAGAAUCAAAGUCUGCUUGGAAACCAGUCAUUUCAUCUCCGAGCGAGCAAAACACAUUAAACACUUCGUUAUCCCAAAUGGAAGAGAAUGUAGAUCCCCUGCCUUCAAUGAGUGUUCAAGAUCAUAAUGUGGAUUCAGUGAAAGAACAUCCUGCAAGGCCUCAGUCCGAUAUUGAUUCAGGAUUCUUUGGUCCAAAGUGUCCAAAUGAAAUGCAUUUUUCAAAUAAUCUUACAAUCUGUGAAGUUGAAAUGACAGAACUGUCAAAAGAACCGCCCGUUGAUUGUCAGCAAAAUAUUGAAAACCUGAAAUGUAGUGAGGAAAAUAAUGAAAAACCACAUACAAACUGUGAAACUGCUGAGGCCCUCCAAAAUGAAAUAUUGUUGCCCCAGCCAGUCUUAACUCUUUCAGAAGAAAAAACUGUUGAAUUGGGGAGUAGAUUAGGUUCUGAAACAAAUGAAGAUCCCCUUAAACAAUCUGACAAUAUUUCAUCAAUACCAUUGCAGCCACAGUCAAAAUCGGCUGGUGAAAAUCUGUCAAAAGCAAGAGAAAAAUCUAAGUCAAAAUCAUUAGCAAGAGAAAAAUCGAGGUCCAAGUCCUUGACUAAGGUGCCAAAGAAACAAGCUAAUUUAAAAUCUAGGCAGAGAUCACGUUCUAGCUCCAUCGUACGAAGACGAAGGUCACGAUCCAGCUCAUUUGGUCAGAGACGGAGAUCAAAAUCCAAAUCUCCAGUUAGACGAAGACGAUCAAAGUCUAGCACUCCGGCACGGUAUUCUAAAUCACCAAUACGGAGUUGGUGGUCAAAGUCAAUAAAAAUCAGACAAAGGUCUGUGUCAAUUGAAAGAAGGCGACGGUCCCGGUCAAGAUCCUUAGCAAAGAAACGUCGGUCAAGAUCCAGAUCAUCUGAAAAGGGUCACUAUUCAAGGACAAGAUCCAGUGCAAAAAGAAUAUGGUCAAGAUCUCGAUCUGCAAAUAGAAGAAAGUCCAGAUCAACUAGCCGCAAACAUAGGCAUCGUUCAAGAUCAGCAAGUAGACGAAAAUCAAGAUCUGCCGUAAGGACUUCCCCAAAGUCUAGCUCACCUUCAAGGAAACGGAAAUCAAAGUCUGCAUCUCCUCGUAGGAGGCAAAAGUCAAAAACAUCCUCCCCUGUCAGACAUAGAUCAAGGUCUCGAUCAGCUGUCCAAAAAUAUAGGUCCAGAUCGGGUGCAGCUUCCAGAAGACACCGAUCCAGAACUGGUUCAGAUUCCAGAAGACGCAAGUCAAGAUCUGGCUCUGCUUUGAGAAGGCGCAGGUCAAGGUCUCCUUCAGUUUCCAGAAGGCAAAAGUCAAGGUCUCCAUCGGUCUCUCGAAGACUAAGGUUGAGGUCUCCCUCGGUGACCAGGAGGCGCAGGUCGAGGUCUCCCUCGGUGACCAGGAGGCGCAGGUCGAGGUCUCCCUCGGUGACCAGGAGGCGCAGGUCGAGGUCUCCCUCGGUGACCAGGAGGCGCAGGUCGAGGUCUCCCUCGGUGACCAGGCGGCGCAGGUCGAGGUCUCCCUCGGUGACCAGGCGGCGCAGGACGAGGUCUCCCUCGGUGACCAGGCGGCGCAGGACGAGGUCUCCCUCGGUGACCAGGCGGCGCAGGACGAGGUCUCCCUCGGUGACCAGGCGGCGCAGGACGAGGUCUCCCUCGGUGACCAGGCGGCGCAGGACGAGGUCUCCCUCGGUGACCAGGCGGCGCAGGACGAGGUCUCCCUCGGUGACCAGGCGGCGCAGGACGAGGUCUCCCUCGGUGACCAGGCGGCGCAGGACGAGGUCUCCCUCGGUGACCAGGCGGCGCAGGACGAGGUCUCCCUCGGUGACCAGGCGGCGCAGGACGAGGUCUCCCUCGGUGUCCAGGAGGCGCAGGACGAGGUCUCCCUCGGUGUCCAGGAGGCGCAGGUCAAGGUCAGCCUCCAAAACGCGCAAGUCAGGAACUGGUUCAGACACUAGGAGGCCUAGUUCAGGCAUACAGGGACAAAAGUCACAAUCUUCAGCAACAAGAAAGUCUAGGUCUACAUCAGUUGCAAGGGGAGAGCAAUCCACAUUGCUGUCAAGUGCCAGUAAAGUCCAGUCAAGAGAUGACAAGAUGUCAAGCUCUUCUUUGGAAAGGAGAUCAAGGUCGAAAGGAAAAAAUGAAAAAUCAAGGUCAAGAUCUAGGUCUAUCCCUUUGAACUCAAAAUCUGCGGAAAGUGAACCUGCAUUGCAAACCAAAUCUGUUGCUGAACAAAGAAUCCCUGGAACAAUGUCAUUAGAUGAAAAUCAACUUUCCAUUUCUACGUCAAUUGUUGAAUCAGUUGGUCCAAAUUUAUCUACAGUAGAAAAGCAUGUUGAAAUGAAAUUGCUCGAUAGUUCAACUUCACUGACUGAACCAAAAAACUGUGCAUCUCAAUCUAAAACCAGUUCACCCAUGCCAUGCAAUGAUAAUGGUAUAGAAAUUGAGUCUUCAGAGUCUAAAGCAGCAGAUAAUGUGCAUAGUUCAUCAACCAUGUCUGUGGAGGAUGAUCACAUGAAAUUUGCAUGUUUCAAAUCUCCAACUGACCAGACUAAUUCUACAGAAUGUGACAUGGAUAUUGAGGAGAUCUCUUUUACACCUAUAGAGACUGAUUGCAUGGAACAACCAGUGGAACUUCUAAAUGUGGUUAAGUUCCCUGAAGAAGCAUCCGAGGUAGAGAAUACAAAGGUAGCAGAUCUAAUUCUUGAUGAGCCUGAGCAAAAGACUUUAGGCAAUACUGCAGUAGAUGGGACUCGGAGUUCUUCUGCAGACUUUGGUCAGUUCCAUGGACUCUCACAGCUGGCAAGCUCUUGUACCAUGGAGUCCACAGAACGUAUUAAGUCUGACGUUUGUGAUGAGAGGUCCAUGGUUGCUCCCUUAGAAGUUCAAGAUCUAACCAAUUCCUCAUGUCUCAUUAAGCCUAACAUGGAAGAUAAACUAGAAUUUGCUCAAAAAGAUUCGGAUUCUAUAUGCAAAACCUAUUUAAAUGCAAUAGAAAAUUCACCUGCUAUAACCAAAUCUCCAGACUUAACAUUACCAAUUACGGAUCCUUUGUCAACAUGUAUGAAAAAUGCAGAAAAUCAAUUGGAAUCUUUGCAGAGCUCUUCAACAACUGACCAUACUGAAGGAAAAGCAUAUGUUUCUCCAAUAAUCUCAAAUAAUGAAAUCUUAUAUAAUAAGCAAGAAAAUAUUGUAAUCAAUAGUUUAGUUUCAAAUGAAAGCCACAAAUUCUCAGGACAUAGUAGUCCAAGCACUAUGUCCCCUGGUUGGAAGCACACUGAGGAAGAGAUGUCUACAAAUUUGUUAAAUGAUAAUUUUUCCCACCAGAGAAGCACUCCUAAUUUCAAGUCACCAACCAUCAAUUAUGAUAUUUCAAAUAUGAGUCAUGAAUCUAAAGAGGAAAUUCUUGAAUCUAGUCAGUCUGAAGCACAUUUGCAAAGAAUGGAGUUAAAAAUUGUUCAAGAUACUCUUAGUGCUGAGCACAGUAUUUCCAGCCCUGCAAAACAGAGUUCAAGUCAUGACAUUCGUAUAUACAGUGAAACAGAAAAAAGUGACCCCAGCUUUGUUGCUCAAAGUGAUUUACUAGACAAUUCUACAUAUAAGGAACUUGUGUCAAAUGAUUAUAAUUUCAAGGAAACGGGUGAAUCUGAAGUAUCACACCCUUUUGAGAGCAAGACUAAAGAAGUAAAGCUAAUGAAAGAAAAUAAGCAGAGUUUAUCUAGCAUGCACAUCCAUGAAGAUCUUACUAGUACUUGUCAAGCUGUGGAAUCUAAUAUCUUACCAGGAUCCUCGCCUUACAUGAUUACACCUUUGACCACCUCUCCUUCUGAGGUAGAGAAGCUAAAUGUUCUCAAUAAAAGUGAAUAUUCUAGCAUGGAAGAAAAGCCUGCCUCUGAAAGUACCCCACAGAAUAUUCCAGUUCCAUUACAUGUGGAUGACACUGAGUACUCAAGAUCCAAAGAACUAACUACUUCAGAUGGUUCAAAUAUUACAAACUUGACUUCUCAAGCACAUCCUAGCAAAUUGCUAUGUUCAUCCACUAAGAUCAGUGAAGUAUCGCCUGAAGAGAAUACUGAUUGCACGUCUGUUAUUUCAUGCAAUGAGAAGUCUUUAACUGACUCAGCAGAAGAUAAAAUGGAAAUCCAAAGACCUGGUAAAGUGCUUUCAAACACUAUUAAUGCAGAAUCCUACUCUGAUGAAUGUAAAAGAGUUCCAAAACCUUCCCCUUUUAACAAUUGGAAUGAAAGCUGCACAAAACAAGAUGUGGACACGUUUUUGCAUGGUGAUGGUGCCCGGUUGGAGAGUUCUUCAAAUAGUAUGCCAAGCAGUGUCCCUGAAGACAUCUGUCAUUUUGAAGAAAACACUUGUGCAACAGAACAGAAUUCUUUAACUGCUCCCUUUAGUGAAAAACAGUGCUUCAGUGCAUCUCAAAGUUCUGAUGGGAGCCUUGAAAAAGUUGACCAGAAGAAUCAAGAUUUUUUUUUAGCUCAAAACAUUGAACACACUGUUGCAAAUACAGAGACUGAUAAAAAACAUUGUUCUGCGAAUAGUAUUCCACAGAGAGACUCUGUUAGUAAGCACAAUCAGUCUGUUUCAAAAGAUUUGGCUAUAAGUGAUGACUGCAACAGCCAAGGAAAUAGAGUUAAAUCUUGUACUCCAGAAAGUGGUCCGAGUUUUCGUAUACAACAAAAAGUCAUAUCCAAAAUUGAAGAAAGGAUGAAUUUUGAGGAAGAAGGUUCAAUUAAGUCAUUAACUAAGGAGCCUGAAUUGCAAACACCAGAGCAGAGAGCAAAUGCUGAACCUACUUGUGGUGAUUUAAGACCAAGUAUGUCUACAGAAGAUACAAAAUUGUCACCUAAGCCCUUAUUGCAUGAGACAGGGAGGCUUUCUGUUUCUUCUAUGCCAGUUCAGUUCAAAUUUAGCAAAACCUUUAAGACUCUUGGUGUAUCUCAGCUUUGUAGCACAUCUGAAGAUUCAUCUGAUGUAGAAUCUUCUAAAGUUAACACCUCUUCCUCUGUUAUGCGUAACACUACAUUGUCAGCAUCAGAUACGUCAAGGUCUCGUAUGAAGACUUCAGAAUUACCAACUACUCCACAAACGUCUGAUAUUGGUGUAGAGCCUUCCAAGUCCUGCGCUUCUGUUACAGAAUCCUCUCAAUCAGACAAUCAGUCCAGUCAGCUUUCUGAGAAAGAUGGCUUGCAGCCUGAAAGCCUCCAGGCAGCAGAUGACUCUCAGACUGGUUCAAGUGCCAAGCACACAUUUCCCCAUAUUUCUAAUGCUGCAUCUAAAUUGGGAGUGAAGCAGCGGCAGUACAGGUCAAGAUCUGUAGCUCAAGACAGUCGAACACCUUCUGUAGACAGAGGGCAUGGCUCUCGUUCACGUUCUGGUUCUCAAAGGCGACGCUCACAUUCUAAAUCUUCAUCACGGAAAAAGAGGUCCCAGUCAACAGCCAGAAAGAAAAGCUCACAUUCGAAGUCUGACAGAAAAAAGCGUUCCCGAUCAAGAGAACGUAAGAGACGCUCACAAUCCAAGGGCAAGAAAAAACGAUCUACUUCGAAGUUGUCAGGAAAAAGAAAGCACUCCAGAUCAAAAUCAUCAGAGAAGAUUGGGAGUUCUAAAUCUUCAGGAAAGCAGAGGAAAUCGCGUUCUACAUCAAAAACCCGAAAAAAGUCUAAGACUCCAGAAAAGAAAGAGAGGUCACGUAGUAAAUCACAACCAAGAAAAAAUUUACAUUCUAAAACAUCAAGUUCUAGAAAGCGAUCACGGUCCAAAUCUUCAAACCGGAGGAGAAAAUCACGCUCUAAAUCAUUAUCCUCAAGAAGUCGCUCACGAUCAGUAUCUGCAUCUUGGAAACGCUUUUCCCGCUCAAAGCCUUCAUUACAUAGGAAACUUUCCCAUUCCAGUUCAAGAUCUAUUUCUCCACUAAGACGUUCCCGUUCAAUAAAUAAGAGGCGUUCUUUCUCAAGAUCUCCAGCUGCACGAAGUCCUUCAAGAUCGCGGUCAAGAUGGCAUCGUUCAAGAUCUCGUGGAAGAUGGCGUCGUUCACGUUCUCUUUCAACCUCCAGACGUCGCUCUAGAUCAACAUCUAGACCUUCUCUAUCAACUAAGAAAAGAAAAUCCUUGUCACCUAGUCGUAGGCGAAGGUCACGAUCACAAAACAAACAGAAAGAUAAGUCUCCUCUAAGUAAACGCAAGUCAGCCUCCCCACAACCGCUACUGCUACCACCAACACAGAAAAAAAUUGCCCAGUCAAAACCAGCAGGUUUUAAGCACAGCAUCGGAUUAAAGUCUCUUAUUCAGAAACAGUUAUCCCAAGCCAAAUCACAAGGAUCAGCUGGAAAGUUGUCUAAGGAACAAGUACCUUUACCUACUGCAACAAAUAGAUCACAGUUUUCAAUAUUUUCUGCAAGAACACAGGCUUCUAUGUCUAACAUGAGCACUAUUGGACAGAUCCCGGUUCCUAAUCUGGCUGAUGUACCUCUACCUAAUAUGUCUGCAGCAAGUCAAAUUCCUAUGCCAAGCGUACCUCCUGCAGAACCGCUUUCUAUGUCUAGCUUAGCUGCUGAAACACAGUUGUCUGUUCCUGACUUAACCACUGCAAACCAAUGGCAUGUACCAGAUAUGUCUGGAGCACAAUGGUCUGUACCUGACAUUGCUGCAGGAACCCAGUGGUCUAUGACAGACCUAGGAACUGCUACUCAGUGGCCUAUGUCUGAUCUAACAGCUGGCUCACAUUGGCCUAUGCAUGAUUUGACUGUUGGAGCACAGUGGUCUAUGCCUGAUCUUGCUGCUGGUACACAAUGGGCUGUACCAGAUGUAGCCACUGGAGCACAAUGGGCAGUGCCUGACUUGGCUGCUGGAACACAAUGGGCUGUGCCUGAUCUUACUGCAGGAUCUCAGUGGGCCAUGGCUAAUAUGACUGCUGGAGCACAGUGGGCAGUACCAGACUUGGCAGCAACAGCACAGUGGGCUGUGCCUGAUCUCACUGCUGGAGCACACAUACAAAGGGCUGACUUGGCACCAGAAGCGCAAGUCCCAGGCUCAGACCUUGCACUUGAAGCUCAGGUUCCAGGUUCUGACCUAGCCACUGAAGCCCAAGUCCCUGGAUCAGAUUUAGCUGCUGAAGCACAAGUGCCUGGGUUUGACAUGGUAGCUGAAGCUCAGCUACCUCCUGAACAUGACUUAACUUCUGAAGAGCAUAACAUGAUGCCUGACGUAGCUGCUGAAGCAUUGGUGCCAGUUGCAAGUUCAACAUUUGUCCCUGAUGUUGCCGCAGGAAUUCCAUUACCUGAUGUUGCGGCACAGUUGCCAGUACCUGAUGUUGCUGCUACAAUACACAUGCCAGAUGUGGCAACAGAAGCACAAAAUCAGAUGUCUGAUUUUGUUGCUACACAAGCCUAUAUGUCUUUGGCACCUAAAGAGUCAGUUGAGGAUUCACAUUAUGGAGAGCCUGAUGUAUCUUCUAAACAUCAAGAAGAAUCUGAUUCUUGUGCUUUUGUACAGGAGUCAUCACUGGAGCCUAAUGUUAAUGUUUUGCAAAAUUUUAAAAUGGAGGAAACGUUAUCCUCUGUGCAGCAAUUGCCAGUAGUUUGUACAGAAAACACUCUGUCAACUGAGUUGAGUGAAAAAAACAUCUCCCUAGACAAAGGUGACCUACAGAUACAUCAAGACGCAGAAACACAUGUGUUAAUUAACCCUCCACAAGUAGAAUCUGCCAUGGAACCUCAUCUUAACAGUGUAACAUGUAGGUCAUCUGAUGCCUCUUUUGCUUCCUCUGAGAGCUCUGAUUACUCUGUCCCUUCUGAAUCUGUGGAGUCAAAUCAUACACAAGAAGAGUUGAUUGAUUGCCAUAAAAAUUCGGACACUUCCUUACAGUUUGAACCCCAUGCUAACUCUAACUUUUCUGUUGAAUCGCAAUCCAGUCCCAUACAAACGGCAUGUGUUGAACCCAACGAAGUCCGUGAUCAGCCUCUAAUUGCUGUAACAAACUCAAUGACUGACGACAGCCUAAAGGCUGAAUCAUAUAAUAGUUCUGAUCAUAUGGUGAUAAUGGAAGUGUGUUCAAAAUCUGUCUCUACCAAAUGGGUUUCACCUUACGCCAGCCAUGAUGACAUAUUACAAAAUGAAACCUCUGUUAAUUCUAACACCACACAGGAAAUUGACACUCACAGUAUUUCUGACGUCUGUGAAAGUGAAACUUGUACUCCUGACCAUUCUCAGCAAGUGGUACUGAAUCCUAGCCUUGGCCUCCCCUAUCAGACUGAACGCUGUGUUAGUCCAGAAAAACCACGGCUUGUUGAACCAUAUACAAGCCCAGACCAUCCUCAAUUGGUGGAGCCCUAUACAAGUCCAGUACAUCCCCAGUUGGUUGAACCCUACCCCAUCCCACAGCACCGCCCAUUAGUGGAACUCUAUUCCAGUCCAGAGCAUCCUCAUCUUGUGGAACCAUAUGCAAGCCCAGACCUUCCACAGCUAGUUGAACCAUAUGCUAGCCCAGAUCGGCAACAGCUGUUUGAACCCGAAACGGAGCAGAGCCAAACUUCUCGACCAAUAAGUCCUGCCCUUGUGCAAAACACCUGUAGCCUUGCUGAAAAACCUGAAGAACAUUCUGACUCAGUCCAUAUUCUGACGCAUGCAGCUGUGACAUGCACUCAAGUAAAUUCAGACUCCCCAUGCUCUGAUAGUUCAGAUGUCAAAAGUGAUUUUUCCCAAGUGCAUGAAUACUCUGUGACCUCAGAUCUAGCCAAAAAACAAGAUGAAAUAGUUGAUUAUUCUCAUUUCAGUGAAGCAACUUCUGCAAGUGUAUCUGUGCAAGAGGUUCCUUGCCCAAAUCUUCUAAAAACUUCAUCCGAAAGCAGCUUUAUUCCCAAGGAAUUAGCUGCAGAAGAAUGUUCCUGGACAGAAGGUCAGCUUGUAGAAAUGCCUUCAGGAUCUCCAUUGGAGCCCUCUUCAAGCCCUUCCCAGCUUUGCAGUCCUCACCCAGUUCAUCAUGAUGAAUCAUGUAUCAUCACUAACAACAAGCCUUCUGAUUCAUGUAGUUCUGAUGAGCCAAAGUUCAAUUCAUCUUGUGUUACCACCAAUCACCAGCUUCCGGGCGAACAGUGUUUAACAGAUGAGCAUGGCCAGUCAAAAGAACUUUAUUCUGUUGAGGAAGAUUCCCAACCACAUAAAGACUUCAUCAGUUCAGAACAAGUGCAAGACAAAACAUAUAAUAUACCAGUUCAGCCUCAAGAAAAUGUUCUAAGUCCAUCUGUACCACACACAAAUGAGCAAUGCCUUAAUGCUACUCGUGUACCAUUUACAGAAUAUGAACACCCUUCUGCUGACUCAAUUAGCCACCCAGACAAAAACUUGUGUGUUACUGUUGUAUCAAAUACCAUCAUAAAUUUGCAAGAUGAAGAUCCCAUCAUGCCUUUACCAGACAUACCUGAACAAGAAACGAUCCCUCAACAUUCGCACUCAGAAGAAAGUAAAGCUGCUUUUGGUUGCGAUCUUUCUGACAAAUUGGUUACAACUCAAGUUGAUGAGCUCUUAGAAAAACCUCACAGUUCAGACCCAGUUGUGCUGCAUGACUCUCAAGAUAGCGGUUCUGCAUCCCCUUCACAACAACUAUCUGAUUGUCCUAACCGUUUUCUGCCAGAGCAUUCGACAGAUGCUGACCAAAGCACACAACCAGAAGAUUUUACCAAAAUCAAGCAAAGGUUUGACCAAACUAUUACAACUGGUGACUCUAACACUGAUGCUUUCCAAUCACAAGAAUUUGACGGGUCUGUUGAAAAACCAUUUUCUACUGAAAAUACUUCGUUUCCAACAGAUUUGCCAUGCUUAAACCAAGAUGAACUACAGUGUAUGACUUCAAACCAAACUUCGGACUUGUCUGAAUGUAUGGAGCAUAAACCUGAGAACUCUGGUGAAUGUAUUAAAACUGAUAACCAUUUUACAUCUACUCCACCAGACCUUUUGCCUUAUGAUUCUGAUCAGCCACCGGAUGUGUGUUCUGAACCUUCAUCUGAGCCAGUUUCAUUCAACUCACAGCCACCUCCUGAACUUCUGCCUUAUGAUUCUGAGCAACCUGCAAACUCUUUUCUUAGUACUUCAGAUUAUUCUACUGAACAAGGUUCUUUAGACUUUCAUGCACCGCCUGAGUUAUUGCCCUAUGAUUCUGAUCAACCCGCUGUCUUGCAGAACCAACCAACAGAACCUACUGGAAAAGAACUACCCGAGUAUGAGUCAACUGUUAGCCAUCAUGAAACAAACAAAGUUCUAGAUCUGCAUUCAGUCGACUCUGGGGAAAACUGUGGUAACAGUGAAAGCCUGAAUAUGCAUGAGAUCCCACAGAAAUGUGAGCCUUCCAAUCAAACGUUUAACGAUGAGUUGAAUUUUGUAAAGGAAGUAUCUUCUGAAUGUUCUAUAAAAGAGGUUCCUUCAACAGAGCAAGAGUUUAUUUCAGAUACUUUGCAAGAACCUUCAGUUCCAUCUGCAGUUGUUGAUUGCACACAAGAGGAUCAUAGUUCUUCCCAGUCUUCAACUGAUGAGCACCUUCAUACUGCUCAGCCAUUAGCAGAAAAUGAGCAACCUGUUUUACAGCCAGUUUUAGAUUCCGAGAUCCCAGCAGAUAUAGUUUCUAGGGAUGAAAAUGAUACAGAACAAACCUCUCCUUUAACAAAUAUUCCUGACACCAAUGCUGAACAGUUCUCUUCAUCUUAUGAGUUGGAGAAUACCUCGGAAUCUGAAACGUUAAGGGUUUUGCCUUUGAUGCAAGAUGAAGUUUUUCUGGAAACCACAGGGAAAAGUUCACCACUAAUGUCCUUGACAAAUGCUGAGUGUCAACAACCCAAGUCUGUAUGUACAAAGACAGAUCACAUUUCAGAAGUGAAAAGCAGACCUGAACAUUCGCGUUCACGAUCCAUAGACAGAAAGCAAUCUACAUCUAAAUCGGCGUCACAAAAUAAGCGUUCUCGCUCUAAAUCGGUGACACAGACAGAGAAGUCACAUUCUAAAUCUUUGGCAAGAUCAAGGAGAACCAAGUCACGCUCCGCUUCUACUGAAAGCAACAGACAAUCUCCUGUAGUAAAAAGGAAAAAAUCUGCAUCUGUGGUGCAUAAAAGAUCCUCAAGGUCAGCAUCCCGGGGACGUAGACUGCGUUCUCGCUCCUCCUCACUGUCUCCUAGAAAGCGCUCUCGGUCAUCUUCUUGGAGGCGCUUGCAUUCUCAGUCCCGCCAAAGGCAUUCUCGCUCACCCGAAGUUCAUAAGAGGUCUCGGUCACCUUCAGUAACCAGCAAGAAAAGAUCACAUUCAUUGUCCCGCAAGAGGCGUUCACCUUCAGCUUCUGCAACUCGUAAGAAAAGCUCCCCUUCACCUGCAACUCGCAGGAGACGCACACCUUCACCACCAGCCACUCGCAGGAGACGCUCACCCUCUGUCACUCGCAGGAGGCGGUCCCGCUCACCCUCCGUCACUCGCAGGAGGCGGUCCCGCUCACCCUCUGUCACUCGCAGGAGGAGGUCCCGCUCACCCUCUGCAUCUCGCAGGAGACGCUCUCCUUCACCUUUUGCAGCACGCAGGAGACGCUCUCCUUCACCUGCUGCAUCACGCAGGAGACGCUCUCCUUCACCUGCUGCAUCACGCAGGAGACGCUCUCCUUCACCUGCUGCAUCACGCAGGAGACGCUCUCCUUCACCUGAGUUUCGAAGAAAGAAAUCCCCAUCUCUAACGAGAAAAAGACGCUCCCGUUCCACAUCUGCCUCCCGCAGAAGACGUUCACGGUCUGCUUCUCAAAGAAAGCGCUCCUGUUCUCCUGCUGCUGCCAGAAAAAGAAGGUCCAAAUCUAAAUCUCCAUCAAAAUCGCCAACAGGCAAACAAUUGAAGUCUGAUCGAUCUCGGAGUCCCUCACAGAGUGAGGUGUCACGUAAGAGGAAAUCACGAUCUUCAUCAAGAGACAAGAAAACUGAUGAAAAGAGAAGAAAAAGGUCUAGCUCUAAAGAUUCUUCUAAAGACUACUACAGCAUCAAACAAAGGCGGAAAAGUCGAACACCUCCAAGACGGAAAAAGUCAAGAUCUCCUAGCCGGAGAGGAAGCGUGUGCAAAUCUCCAGUGAGGAGGAGACGUUCAAGAUCACCUGUAAGAAGGAAGAGUUUCAGCAGGUCUCCCAUACGGCGAAAGCGAUCGAGAUCUAGGGAUAAGUCUUUGGACUCUGUCAGAUCACCAAAACGUCUCACAGAUCUUGACAAGGCCCAGCUUCUGGAGAUUGCCAAAGCCAACGCUGCAGCCAUGUGUGUUAAGGCAGGUGUUCCUUUACCAGCAAGCUUGAAGCCUGCUACACCUGCUGCACCAAUGGAUGACAAGAAUCCCCAUCGGACGUAUGGUGUGACCAUACAGGAACUUACUGAGAAAUGCAAACAAAUUGCUCAGAGUAAAGAAGAUGAUGUGAUUGUAAAUAAACCUCACGAUUCUGAUGACGAGGAAGAAGACCGACCUUUUUAUAAUCAUCCGUUUAAAGUCAGUGAACACAAACCAAUUUCCUUUAGUUUACUGAAUCCUAGCCUGAAACCAGCUCCCAAAACCCAGGUAACUUUGACUAAGGAGUUCCCGGUGUCUUCUGGUUCUCAGCACCGGAAGAAGGAGUCUGAUAAGGUAUAUGGAGAAUGGGUCCCAGUUGCUAAAAAUACAGAAGAAAGCAAAGAUGAUGUCUUCACAAACACAGGUCCUUCACAGUUCUAGAAUUGUUUGAGGAAGGUGGAUUAUAACCACACUUAUAUACCUGUUGCCAAACCAACGUACUGAUGGGCUGAGACCCUCCCUUCUUUAAUGGCCUCACAUGGACCUAAUGCUUCCAGAUCCUGAGUUCUGAUUGGUUGCAAACUGGUCAUUAAAGAACACUAAAGGACUGAUUCCUAACAGCGACAGGAAAACGCAAAGACCACCAGCCCCCAGAUGUGCAGUAACUAUGUAAAGUUCAUCAACUAUGGACAUAUAUAUUUCUUCCCUCUCUGUGCAAAGUUGUGUACACUCUCGGCAUUUGUCCACGUAUUGUCAUGGUAUGAAGCAUCCGCAACCAUGAAGCAAAGUCCAUAAACAGUUAAUCACUUUCAGUAGAGGUGUAAUAAUUCACACUCCCCCUGCCCUCUCCUUUUUUUUGUAAAUUAAAAGUUUAAUAAAACAAACAAAAAAAAAAGUUGCAGCUUAACCUACAUUUGGUAAAGCUAUCGCACCUUGUGUUUUUUCACAUACCGUAUGUAGCUGUAGUUGGAGGACUAGGCUAUAAUAUAGGUGCUGGGAAGAAGCAAGGUCUUACUUUGCAUGGAUCUACUUUCAGUGGUGUUUUAAGAAAUUUAUUUUCAGAGUUGACGAUUUUUCAGCUAGUCCACUUUUACAUAAUAUAAUCUGCAUUCUAAUUUUUUAUUAAAUUAUUUGCCAGGAUGGACCUUCUAACUGGCUGAACAGAAGAAUAGUAUAAUUGUAAUAUGGCCACCCAUUGACAACUACGGCGCAAAUAGAUUGGUCGUCUUCUCUUGGCGCAGUAGUCAAGGAUGGUAACCCGCAGGCUUCCUGAACUAUGGUUUGUCCUUUUUAUACGCAGCCUGCCUAAGCUAAUAUAUAGACUGCAUAGAUUUAAUGCAAACUCUGCCAAUUAAUAUUGAUGACAGUCUAGUUACUGGUCAGUUGACUGCAGUGUUGUAGAUCCUUCCUGGCACGGUAGAUUGGUACACAGCGGCAGUGCCUUGGCGUUGUAGUAGAAUGCAGACGAGUAGGCUGUAAUGCAAUCAGUAAAAAAUAUAUGAAAAAUUUUGCCAGGCUUGAGGACUGUACCUACUGUCUUUAAUGUUUCAGAUUGUUUUGGCUUUUACUGUAGGAAUAAGCCACCAAUUUGUCCUUAACUGGUCCCGCCCCUGCUGAAGUGCUUCUUUUUUGGUCAAGACCCUGGGGAUUUUUUAAUAAUUUUUUUUAUGAUUUGGCUUAAGGAAUGCCUCUUCUGCUUGCGUUGCUUUUGAAUUUCAGCAUCUAUUAAAGCGUGAUUUUUCAAGGGUGUAAAGAUCGAAGCUAAUCAUAGUAAGCCUUUUUGUCCAGCAGACCUUACGUUAUUUAACGUUUCCCAACUUGGUACAUUUUGUAGUUACGGUUCUCUUGCUCUCCUUGCUAAAUUAGCUUUUACAGGCAAACCUUUCAAAACAACACAUCUUACUUCGGCUUUCCCACCCCCCCUUUUCCUGGUCUGUAACCAUCACCUAAAGCUACAUAAGACUUUUUGGGUUUUCACAGCCUUGCUCCUCAUCUGGCAAGACCUGUGAGGAUCUAGUGUGGCGCGUCAAGUAACGAACGUGCUAGUGAGUAACCUUACGGCCCUUUUUAGUGUUGCGUGUUUCAAAAUAAAAAUGAUCCCUUUUUUUUUUGUUUUUGCUUUAAAUUGUUAAAGUUUUCCAGAGAGCUCACACGAUUUCAGUUUGUAAAUUUACCGGCGGCACCUCUAGGCGCAAAAUACGCAAAAGCUGUAUGGUUUUUAGAACCCACUCGACAUGUAAUCCCUCCACUGCCAGAGACAUGCGGUGCCUUGCACUAUGGACGCUUCUGGUAGCAGAGCAGUCGAAACUGCUUGUAAAUAUGUUUCUAUUGUAAAUGGACUCACUAUAAAGUCAGAUAGCGCUGUAUAUACCUAUUUGUUAUGUUUAAAACGUAUGAAAAUAGUUGAAUAACGGGCAGAGUAGUCUUGUGCUUUACGUUUUACGCCAGAAAUUUUUCUUUUUUUCUUUUCCGGAUAUGUUUCUGAUAAUUCUCUUCGUUUGUGAAGAUUUGUGUGAAUUCAUUGUUGAUUUUAUUUUUCCCCCCUUUUUUUUUUGUCUUGUUUGCAACCUUUUGUAAAAGCACGAAUUGAUCUGACAUGUUUUUGUAAUGUCAUACUCCACUGGUUUUCAGCCUUUCUUUGGUUUUUCGUAACCUUGGAAAGAAGCUGAUACAACUACCUUUCGCAGCUUAUGUUGACUUUGCCCAAAGUCCCUUUUUUUUUUUGACUGAUAGAACAUGCCAUCUUCACUUUUAGUCGUUUUAGCCAGAUUAUUGGGGAGAAUUGCUUUGUAUGGGUUUUUAAGUGUUCAAAAUUGUGUUGGCAGAGAAUUUAAUGGGCAUUUAUGAAAACUGGGCUUCGGGGGGAAAAAGACAUUAUGAACUACGUCACCAGUCUAAUCCCUGAUGUCUAUUUUUUUUGGGGGGGAGAUAUCAAAGCACCUUGGUCCUUCAGGUGUUCUCCUGAUUGGUUAAACCACUUUUCAUAAGUGUCCGUAUAUGUGGUGUUUUUUUUUUAUAUGGAGAAUAAGUCAACGUAAGGCAACAUCAGAAAACGGUCAGAUGAACCUUCUGAUUCACAUCAGAUACCAAAUAACACCUUCUUGUAAAUGUUUAAUUUCUUUUUCCUGGAAAUGUAAUUUUGAAAACGAAUAAACAGAUGGUCCAAAA
Messenger RNA from Bufo gargarizans (Asiatic toad), 16222 nucleotides. RefSeq names its product SON DNA and RNA binding protein (gene SON). The record is from RefSeq and is a predicted model, not a curated record. Lineage: Eukaryota; Metazoa; Chordata; Amphibia; Anura; Bufonidae. Bases 134 to 13495 code for a protein of 4453 amino acids. Gene Ontology annotation, biological process: regulation of mRNA splicing, via spliceosome; regulation of cell cycle. Gene Ontology annotation, molecular function: RNA binding. The transcript is spliced from 8 exons.